UACGUUAAGGCUGCCAUUUUAGUAAGAAUUGAAAAACAAAUCUUCUUGCAACAAAAAUAUGGAAUUCCACUAUUUGGUAUAUGUUUUUGUCUGUCUAGACACUUUGCUGGCUUCAUUGAAAGGCGGGACAGCAACAUUUCUUUUCCACAACUCGACAACUUUCUUCGUUCCAAAUGAUACAUAUCGCCUGCGUGUGCUCGCCGUCGGAGGAGGGGGAGGCGGGUGUGGUGGGAUAAGGCGAGAAAUAGGUAAGAGUGGUGAUGUGGCAGUAAACAUUGUUCAUGUCAGCGGUCCAGCAGCCAUUAAUGUGUCUGUGGGACGAGGAGGAUUAGGCGCUAAAGACCACAGUGUGGAAUCAAUAUCUAAUGGAGGAUCUUCUCACUUUGGAAAUUACCUUGCUGUCCCUGGAGGCCCUGGGUGUUCAAAGAGCAAAUCUGAGUACAGUUUAAGUCAACUCAAAGGAAUAAGACACCUUCGGAUGAGCAAAAUAACCAAAGGUGUGAAUGGCGAGUCUAAGGGCUCUAGUCUAAAAGGUGGAGAGGGUGGAAUUCUCAUCAAUGGUUCAGGACCUUCAGGGAAGCAGGGAGGAGGUGACAGUUCAGCAUUUGGAGGAACUGGCUACGGGGCAGGAGGCGGAGGCGGAGGUGCAGUUUACUUACACAGCGGACCUUUAAUUUACUCUGGAGGAAUGGGUGCUGAAGGUGUUGUCUAUAUAGAAAUGCAACAUUCCGUGUGUUCUGGCCCAGUUGACAUAGUCUUUGCAGUGGAAUCGCGUCAUUCUGAGAGCGAGUUUGAGCAACAGUUAACUUUCAUACAGAACAUUAUCAAGUCCUUUCAGAUAUCUCCUGAUAAUGUACGCGUUGCAUUGAUAGCAUACGGGAAUGAAGCCCAUCUUAAAUUUGGAUUUCAUGAGUUCAAGGAGUUAAGCAACCUUUUGAAGGAAGUUGCCAGUAUCAAGAAUGAUUUAAAAGAGAGUUCCGUGGUACAUUUCGCUAAACUGUACGAGACAGCACUGAUAACCUUUCAUGCCGAAAGUAGGACAAGUGUAUUAUCGUCUAAGGCUUUCAUUGUGUUGACUUUUGCUGAAAACGUCACCCAAAACGAUUCGAUGCAGAACUUAGUGAGCAGCGCUUUGAGUAAACGCAUUUUGAUGUCAGUGGUUGCAAUGAGAAACAAGAGUAAAGAAGAAGACUUUCUGAGUCUGGUAGAGGACAAGCAUAACGUAUUUACUGGAGAAGCGACUCAUAUCACGAACAAGCUUCCGUGGAUUGUCGAUCUCAUUUGUCAAGCACCAUCAGCAAGAAAAUCUGACUUCAGCUCAAAAGCUGCCAGUCUUUUACUAUCAACAUCAGAAGUUGUAGCAAGUUCUAGUUUAUCGAAGAACGUUACAAGCCUGUACUGGCACACUCCGUCAGUUUAUGCCGAGAAUAUCUCAACGGAAACUAUCUACAGACACAGUUCAGCAGUGGCCACCAUUACAGUGAGCGCAACUGUCCUUGUAAAGUCGUCAGUCCAUAGUCGGAUUAACAGUCGACGGACAGUGGAAGAACUUGAGAGAGAUCUUGAUGAUGUUUUAAGUUUUAAUGUUUCGUUGAUCGACCCAGACGAUAUCGUUAACGUUAAGAGCUAUAUCAGCUUAGCUGGCGACCUCCUCGCUGAGAGUCACAGAAUACCAAACGCCUCAGAGGCAAGUUUUACUUUUCGUACCUGUCUACCUUUGUCUGCCUUAGUGAGUUAA
Messenger RNA from Stylophora pistillata, 1738 nucleotides. RefSeq lists its product as uncharacterized. Gene Ontology annotation, molecular function: G protein-coupled receptor activity. Gene Ontology annotation, cellular component: plasma membrane. Lineage: Eukaryota; Metazoa; Cnidaria; Anthozoa; Scleractinia; Pocilloporidae. Gene Ontology annotation, biological process: cell surface receptor signaling pathway; G protein-coupled receptor signaling pathway. The record is from RefSeq and is a predicted model, not a curated record.